This is a messenger RNA of Fonsecaea multimorphosa CBS 102226, 363 nucleotides long. RefSeq lists its product as uncharacterized. The transcript is spliced from 2 exons. Bases 1 to 363 code for a protein of 120 amino acids. Lineage: Eukaryota; Fungi; Ascomycota; Eurotiomycetes; Chaetothyriales; Herpotrichiellaceae. The record is from RefSeq and is a predicted model, not a curated record.
AUGAAAUUCCUGCAAGUCACUUCCCUUCUUGCGCUGCUUGCAGCGUCGGCCUCGGCCCUGCCAACGUCUCCUGCUACAGACGCCUUGAAAGCUCGAACUGCAGCAUUGAUGGGGGCUACAAAGCGUGAAACGGACAUCUACCACGCGACAAUCAAGCGCUCCCCAGAGACUGACAUUUACCAUGCCACUGCAAAGCGGUCUCCCGCUCCAGAGACUGACAUUUACCACGCGACAAUCAAGCGCUCCCCAGAGAUGGACAUUUACCACGCCACUGCCAAACGCUCUCCUGAAACGGACAUCUACCAUGCCACCAUCAAACGCUCUCCAGAGACGGACAUCUACCACGCCACCGCCAAGCGAUAA